Molecule: messenger RNA, 2153 nt
Organism: Dioscorea cayenensis subsp. rotundata (Guinea yam)
Lineage: Eukaryota; Viridiplantae; Streptophyta; Magnoliopsida; Dioscoreales; Dioscoreaceae
Product: pentatricopeptide repeat-containing protein At2g29760, chloroplastic-like
Exons: 1
Coding region: 19-1824 (601 amino acids)
Biological process (GO): RNA modification
Molecular function (GO): zinc ion binding; protein binding; RNA binding
Source: RefSeq, a predicted model, not a curated record
CCUCAAAACGAGACCCAGAUGAGAACUCGCAAGCUCUCCUUCGUCUCCAUCGCGCCAAAUCCGACCGUUACUUCCCGCCAAAUUUCAAAUUCGAAUUUGAAUUCGAAUCAGAAGUUCCCGCCUUCGUCCCUGAAUCAUCUCAAGCGCAUCCAUGCAAAGCUCCUCCGGAGCGGCGAGAUCCUUGAUACCCUCGCCGCCGGGAAGCUCAUUUCCGACAUCGUCGCCUCCGGCGCCACCAAUCUAGGCUACGCUCGCUCCCUCUUCGCCUGGAUUCAGCCCCCGCUCAACACCUUCAUGUGGAACUCGUUAAUCCGAGGCUACGCUCAUGGCGGCGAUCCUUGCGAAGCCAUCGCCCUCUAUUGCCAGAUGCUUGCCGAUGGGUACGUCCCUAACAACUACACCUUUCCUUUCGUCCUCAAAGCUUGCACUCGCAUCGCCGACCCUCGCGUCGGCCUGGGAGUCCAUGGGACUCUCAUCCGCCAUGGUUUUGAGGAUUUCGAUCCAUUCAUCCAGACAUCGCUGGUGAAUUUCUACGCUUCUUGUGGUUGUAUAGUAGUUGCACAGAAACUGUUUGAUAGAAGUCCUCAGAGAGAUGUCACCUCUUGGAAUGCGCUUAUUAAGGCAUACAUUGGAUGCUGUAGGUACAGUGAUGCGAUUCGUGUGUUUAGGAUGAUGCAGGAUGGAUCCAAUGCUCGUGCCGAUGAGAUAACAAUGCUUGGUGUCAUCUCUGCGUGUGCGCAUCUGGGGGCUUUGGAUAUGGGGAAAUGGGUGCACGCUUAUGUCGAUCGGUGUUGCAUGAGGUUGACGACGAACCUAGGAACGGCGCUGAUCAAUAUGUAUGCUAGGUGCGGGGAGAUUGAAACCGCAAGCUCUUUGUUUGACAACAUGAAAGAGAAGGAUGUCAGGGCUUGGAGUGUGAUGAUUAGCGGGUUGGCGUUGAAUGGUUUGGCAAAGGAGGCGCUUGAUCUCUUUGCCGAGAUGCAGAAUGCCGGAGUUAAACCAGACUCAGUGACAAUCACCGGUGUCUUGAGUGCUUGUAGUCAUGCUGGAUACGUGCAAAAAGGGAUGAAAUUGCUGGAUGAAAUGCAGGAGCUUUACUUCGUGGAACCUACGAUCGAGCAUUAUGGUUGUGUUGUUGAUUUGUUGGGCAGAGCUGGGGAGUUGGAAAAGGCAUUGGCUUUGAUCAAAAGAAUGCGUUUGAAACCAGAUGUGAUGAUUUGGGGUGCGAUGCUUGUGGCUUGUAGAGUUCACAAGAAUGUCGAGAUUGGUGAAAUGGCUGCCAAGGAGAUGUUGGAGUUGGAUUCACAGAAUGCAGGGGCUCUUGUGUUUCUAUCUAAUGUGUAUGCAGCCAUUGGGAAAUGGGAUAUGGUUGAGCAAGUGAGAUGCUUGAUGAAAGAGCAGAGAAUACGAAAACCUCCGGGAUCGAGUUCAAUUGAAUUGGAUGGUGUUGUUCAUGAGUUCUUGUCAGGAGACACUUUGCAUCCUCAGUCUGAUCAGAUAUAUAGAAUGCUUGAUGAGAUACUGAGACUUGCCGUUCUCCGAGGGUACAGACCAGUUAUUGGAGGUGUUCCAUUCGAUAUCAAUGAGGAAGACAAGGAGGUGUGCAUUUCUCAACAUAGCGAAAAACUUGCACUUGCAUUUGGAUUGAUAAAUUCUGAGGGAGGGACCGUUAUUCGCAUCGUGAAGAAUCUGAGAAUCUGUGAGGACUGUCACUCUGUGAUGCAGUUGGUGUCGGAGCUUUUCAAUCGGAUUGUCAUUGUGCGAGACCGGAAUCGUUUCCAUCAUUACAAAGAUGGUGCUUGUUCUUGUAAAAAUUACUGGUGAAAUAGUAAAGCAUUUUCUGAAGAAAUGAUUCGUUUGCCAAAUAUCAGUGAGAAGUCUACUUUGGAAGGAGGAUGUUAUUUGACCAAUUAAAUAUAAAAGAGAUUCAUCCACGGAUAAUUCUCAUUGCUAAACAUUUUAGGUUGUUGGCAAACAAUGCAAGAUCAUUGAUUCCCAUGUUUGUUCUUAAAUUUGAUUGCCACCAUACAAGCAUCACAAAUCAGAGUUUUUGCGCUGAGCUUUAUGUGUUAAAUAAUCAUGUGCCCAUCCAAUAAUGUCAGAUUUCUUAUGGUCCUUGAUUGAAUUAAGAACUGUUUGCAUCUUGCAAUUUC